AUGCUGACAAAAACCGAGGAGGAAGCAGAAUGUGCCUACACACUCUUUGUUGUCGCCAUAUUUUGGCUCACAGAAGCUUUGCCUCUGUCAGUAACAGCUUUGCUACCUAGUUUGAUGUUCCCCAUGUUUGGGAUCAUGCCUUCUAACAAGGUGGCAUCUGCUUAUUUCAAAGAUUUUCACCUACUGCUAAUUGGAGUUAUCUGUUUAGCAACAUCCAUAGAAAAAUGGAAUUUGCACAAGAGAAUUGCUCUGAAAAUGGUGAUGAUGGUUGGUGUGGAUCCUGCAUGGCUGACGCUGGGGUUCAUGAGCAGCACUGCCUUUUUGUCUAUGUGGCUUAGCAACACCUCGACUGCUGCCAUGGUGAUGCCCAUGGCAGAGGCUGUAGUGCAGCAGAUCAUCAAGGCAGAAGCAGAGGUCGAGGCCACUCAGAUGACUUACUUCAAUGGAUCUACCAACCCUGGACUAGAAAUUGAUGAAAGUAUUAAUGGGCAUGAAACAAAUGAGAGGAAAGAGAAAACAAAACCAGUUCCAGGAUACAAUAAUAAUACAGGAAAAAUUUCAAGCAAGAUGGAAUUGGAAAUGAGCUCGGGCAUGGGAACCAAAUAUCGAACAAAGAAGGACCACAUGAUAUGUAAACUUAUGUGUUUGUGCAUUGCUUACUCUUCUACUAUUGGUGGACUGACAACAAUCACUGGUACCUCCACCAACCUAAUCUUUGCUGAGCAUUUCAAUACACGCUAUCCUGAUUGUCACUGCCUCAACUUUGGAUCAUGGUUUAUGUUUUCCUUCCCGGCUGCUCUUAUCAUUCUACUCUUAUCCUGGAUCUGGCUUCAGUGGCUUUUCCUAGGAUUCAAUUUUAAGAUGUUCAAACGUGGCAAAACCAAAACAGUCCAACAAAAAGCUUAUGCUGAGGUGAUUAAGAAAGAAUACCAAAAACUUGGGCCAAUAAGGUAUCAAGAAAUUGUGACCUUGGUCCUCUUCAUUGCAAUGGCUCUGCUAUGGUUUAGCCGAGAUCCUGGAUUUGUUUCUGGUUGGUCUGCACUUUUUUCAGAGUACCCUGGUUUUGCUACAGAUUCAACUGUUGCUCUACUUAUAGGACUGCUAUUCUUUCUUAUCCCAGCUAAGAGAGUGACUAAAACUGCAUCUACAGGAGAAAUUGUUGCCUUUGAUUACUCUCCACUGAUUACUUGGAAAGAAUUCCAGUCAUUCAUGCCCUGGGAUAUAGCCAUUCUUUUUGGUGGAGGGUUUGCCCUGGCAGAUGGUUGUGAGGAAUCUGGAUUAUCUAAGUGGAUAGGAAAUAAACUAUCUCCUCUGGGUUCAUUACCAGUAUGGCUAAUAAUUCUGAUAUCUUCUUUGAUGGUUACAUCUUUAACUGAGGUAGCUAGCAAUGCAGCUACCAUUACGCUCCUUCUCCCAAUAUUAUCUCCAUUGGCUGAAGCCAUUCACGUGAACCCUCUUUUUAUUCUUAUACCUUCUACUCUGUGUACUUCAUUUGCAUUCCUCCUACCAGUAGCAAAUCCACCCAAUGCUAUUGUCUUUUCAUAUGGUCAUCUGAAAGUCAUUGACAUGGUCAAAGCUGGACUUGGUGUGAAUAUUGUUGGUGUUGCCGUGGUUAUGCUUGGCAUAUCUACAUGGACUGUACCCAUGUUUGACCUCUACACUUACCCUUCGUGGGCUCCUGCUAUGAGUAAUGAGACCAUGCCAUAACAAGCACAAAACUUCUGACUAUCUCAUGGUAAUUUCUGGAAGGCAUUAAUAAUUGACUGUAAAAUGUGGCUCUAAGUAACUAAUGACACACAUUUAAAUCAGUUAUGGCAUAGCUGCUGCAAUUACUGUGAAUACCUGAAACCUGCUGUUAUAACUCAGAGUCCAUAUUUGCUACUGCAGUGCAACUAAAGGGCAUCUAUGUGCCUUCAUCAAGAAGCCCAUGUUUGAGAUUUUGCUCAUGAGCCAUCUGCAACUUGCUUCAUCAUAAGAAUAAUUUAUAACUUGACCUUCAAGGAGAUUAGAUCGUUUGUUUCAUCUUACAGUUGGAGUUCAAUGUAACAUUUUAAAUGCAAUUUAUUAUUUCAGAAACUUCCCAUGAAACUAAAAAUAGAAAAUAAGAUAUACAAGUUAAUUUGGUACUUGGAUAAAUCAUUUCCACAGUGUCGUUCAAGAGAAUUUGCUGAGAAACCAAAGCCAUGGUCAUCUGGUGGUGCAGAGAAAAGUUUAAAUGAAAUAUGCAUUUCCUCAUUUAAAAAAUCCAAUUGGAUUAUUCUUAAUAUAUACAUAUAUUAUGAAAAUUGAGAUUGAAGCAGUAAUUCCAAAAUUAUAGCUGAAUAUACUAUAUAACAGAAAACUUAUAGAUAAGGAUUUAUUUCUACUGAACUCUAUAGUUACAGUAAAAUAAUUCAUGCUUUUGUGAUCUUAGCACACUGAGAAAUUCAUUUUGUAGAGCUAUGGAUAAGGCUUCCUAUGAUUUGUACUAGUAGUACACUAUAGUUAGAAAGGAAAGCUAAACACUAUAAAACUAUUAACACAUUUUUGUAUCUGAGUAACAACCUUUCUUAAAUGUUUAUCUUAGUUUAGAAAUGCAUAAUCUCAUAUGUUAAAAAUAAAGAGAUGUCAAAAUCUAAAUUAAGUAUCAGUGUGUAUACAGACAGAAAAAUCAUGUAACUCUAUGAUGUUAACAUUGCAAUGAAA
Molecule: messenger RNA, 2685 nt
Organism: Callithrix jacchus (white-tufted-ear marmoset)
Lineage: Eukaryota; Metazoa; Chordata; Mammalia; Primates; Cebidae
Gene: SLC13A1
Product: solute carrier family 13 member 1
Biological process (GO): sulfate transmembrane transport; sodium ion transport
Cellular component (GO): plasma membrane
Molecular function (GO): sodium:sulfate symporter activity
Source: RefSeq, a predicted model, not a curated record